Messenger RNA from Cucurbitaria berberidis CBS 394.84, 1330 nucleotides. RefSeq lists its product as uncharacterized. The transcript has a single exon. NCBI's taxonomy places the organism in Eukaryota, Fungi, Ascomycota, Dothideomycetes, Pleosporales, Cucurbitariaceae. The coding region runs from base 426 to 1118 and encodes 230 amino acids. The record is from RefSeq and is a predicted model, not a curated record.
CAGCUCCAAAGGACGUCAUCACGUGGCUCAUCUGCAAUCACCGUCGAGGUAAGGAUUGGCAGGCGUUGACUUACCUCAUUCAGAGUCGUAUUCAGGGCAGCUCAAGGCCCCCAGCCCCUUAUGUGCUGACGGGGCACCGAGAGGAAUGCAAGCGCGCGCCAUAUAUAUCUUACGACUUCCCUUAGCUCAUCGCACUGCCAUCUUACACUGCCUUCACUCCCUGGUCUGAGCUCAAAAGUUUGUUCUUUAUUCGUGAAUUUUGUCUCUACUGGUCUGAGACACUUCUUCCUUCCGCACUCACUCGUUCAGACAUAAUCCCAUCAAGAGCCUGCUUCGAACCGUCGCUAUAAUCAAGACGUAUUCGCCAUUGAACCUGUUCCGAUCCGCAUCGAAAUCAAUACCAACUUCCGGUUACGUCAAACAUCAUGGGUUUCAAAAAGACGAUAUUCCUUGCUACUGCAUUAGCACUGUCUGCCUUUUCCGCACCUCUUCCAGAUUGUCCUGGCGACAUCGAAGAAUCCAAGGGAGCCGGCAACACAACCGCCUUGACCGCCGAGAAACUCACCGCCAUCGCACCAGCAACUGCCUCUUGCGCUGAUGCAAAGUUUCCCGCCGAGUGCGCCGACGCGUCCCAAGCUGCGACUGCCAUCAACAAGGCGUUCGAAACCUACAAGAUCACAUCCACGGGGGAAAAGGCAGCGCUCAUAGCGUAUAUGCUGUUCGAAUCCGGAGACUUCAAAUACAGCAAGAACCACUUCCCUGGGAGGCCAGGGCAAGGGACGAGGAUGAUGGCUAUGCCACCGUUUGUCAAACUCUACGCUAGCAGUGUGGCUGGGGAGCAGGCCGUUGCGCAAGCAGAGACGGCCGGAGGAGAUGCUGGACUGAAUGCUGUGCUCGCGCUGGUCAACAGCGAUAAUGAAAAGAGCUUUGGAAGCGCCGCAUGGUUCUUGACUUCUCAAUGCACCCCCGACGUUCGAUCCGGAUUGUCUGCAGAGACGGUGGACGGCUGGCACAACUUCUUGACUGCAUGUGUUCAGACAACAGCAGCCGCUGAACGCGAUGUUCCUUGGGUCGCUGCAAAGCAGAUCUUGCUAGGAGAUGCUUCUUAUCCAUCAUGAACCCUUUGUUCGAGAGUAGUAGUAGCUUCUAGCUCUGCACUCAGUAGUAGAUGAUGCAUGUACUUAUUCGCGCACGACAUUUCAAACCAACGUAACGAUUGUUCUUCAUAUUAUUUGACCAUGCUUUUUCUUGCUCGCUAUCUUCUUGCAGGCAUCCCCGCCAUGGGCUGCAAGGCAGACACUAACCUUAUUCAAUACAAGUUCAAUUUCCC